AAAACACCAAACAACUGCCAUAGAUGUUUCUGCGAUGUCUUCAGACACAUUGUACCUGAUGCUCACUUGAACACUGGCCGCUGUGUUGUGUCUACGUUUCUUCUGCGGCGUUACAGGAAGAGCAGUGUAAAGUCUGUCUUGGAAACAUUGCUCCUGAGAUGGAUCUCCAAACCCUUCUCAAAACCACACUAAAGGACAAAUAUCAGAAAGUCAGCGUAGCAUAUUCUGAAAACUUGCUACUUCCAUCAAGACUUGGCGAUCGGGGGUCAAAGGACUUCACAUCACCUAAUUUGCAUCAGCAUGAGUUAAGACAAGUCGAUAAAUCCGAUCUUCACACUUGGGUUGUGUUUAAAACCAUCCCGCUGGCAGAUAUCUUCUCAUGCAAAUGCAAACAUAACAGUAGCAAGAGAACAGUCAUCUCUUUAGGAGUGAGUGGAGUCGGAAAAACCACAACAGUGCAGAAGUGUGCUCUUGACUGGGCUGAGGGAAAAGCACACCAUGGCAUCCACCUCCUGUUCCCUCUUACUUUCUGGGAGUUAAGUUUGCUAAAACGCAAAUUGAGCCUAAUUGAACUACUUCAGACGUUUUACCCGGAGUUGAAAGAGCUCGAUGUUUCCAGCCUGAACGAAAAAAAUGUUUGGAUUGUCCUUGACGGAUUGGAUGAGUAUAGUCUAGCACUAAACUUCUGCUGUCCGACAGUGGAUGAUGUUUCUAAAGUGUCCACGGUGGAUAAUCUAGUGAUCAAUCUGAUCAAGGGGAAUUUACUCCCCAACGCUCAUAUAUGGAUAACGACCCGGUAUGCAGCGGCAGCAAAAAUCCCUGAUUCCUACUUGCUUAGAGAGACUGAGGUAAAAGGGUUCAGUGAUGAGCAGAAGGAGCAGCACUUCAAGACACUUCUCAGUAGUGAUGCCCUCACCUACAAAGCCAUUGAUCAUGUGAAAAUAUCAAGGAGUCUUGACUACUUUUGUCAGAUACCUCCAAUCUGCACCAUCAUGGCGACUGUUUUGAAGGAUCAUCUAAAAGCAGAUGACGGGUAUAAAAUCAACCCCUUGAAUCUAACCCAGAUCUACACAAACCUGAUCAAAGUGUCCAACUCAGAUGUUUUCACUAAGCUGAAAAAGCUGGCACUGCGCCGGUUGGAAGAGGGAAAUGUACUGUAUGAGAACACCCUUUUAGAGAAUGGCAUAAGUGUCAGGGAAGCGUCAGAGUUCUCCAAAGAGUGUCCACUUGUGUUGAGAGAAGAGAAAGGCCUGCAUAACACCACAGUGUUUCGCUUUGGUCACACAAGCAUUCAGGAGUUCUUGGCUGCAUCGUCUAAACUGGACAACAUUGAAGCAGGUUUUCAUCAGUCCCUUUCUUGUCAGCACCUGGUGGAUCAGGCGCUGCAGAGCUCUGACGGAAAAUUCGAUAUCUUCCUUCGCUUCAUCUUUGGUCUCAUUAAGGAGCGUGGUACACUGGAGCCCACUGACCAGCUGUUCGACUACACCCAGAAGAAGAUCCUGGAAAACAUUUUGUCUCCAAGCGCUGUGGGUCUGUUCCACUGUCUGAGGGAGUUCAAUGCACAGGCGUUACUGGAUGAGGUCAAGUAUUACCUGAAGACAGACAUCUCACCAAUCAGAGGUUUCACAUCAAUGCACUGGGCCUUCAUGACCCAAAGAACCACAAACUUUGAGGGGAUGCGAGAUGUUUUUGAGAUGCAGGUGCCUUUGAGAUGUGAUGAACGAUUCCUCAGGCAUCUACCAAUUGUUUUGAAAUCAAGGAAAGCUAUGUUGCGAUUCUCUAACCUGACAGACAAGUGUUGUCCAGCCUUAGCAGCUGUCCUGAGCACCAAAGAGUCCUACCUGAGAGAGCUGGACCUGGGAUACAACAGCAUCAGCAACGAUGGGGUCAAGAAACUUGUGGAGGGGAUGACCGAUCGGAGUUGCCGACUAAAAAUGCUGAGGUUGCAAGGCUGCGGAGUGUCCUCACAAGCCUGUGAAUACCUGGCCCCAGCCCUGAGACAGGCUGAGAAACUGCGAGAGCUUGAUCUCAGCGGGAACGAAAUAGGAGAUGACGGACUGAAACAUCUUUCAAAUGGUCUGAGGGCCCCUGAAUGCCACUUAGAAACACUGAAACUAUCACAGUGCAACAUUGAGCACAAGGGCUGCCAUUAUCUGGCCUCAGCUUUGCAGAAGAACUCCGGCCACCUGAAAGUGUUGGAUCUGAGCAGCAACGUGAUCGGAGACAAGGGGGCCAAUGAGAUCUUCAGAAAAGUUGAUGUAACGAAGCUGACAAAGCUGGAGUUGUACAACUGCUGCCUCACUUGGUUAAGCUGUGAAAGUAUUGGGGAAACUCUGAAGCAUGAAACCAGCAAUCUGGUAGAGCUGAAUUUAAGCAGCAACAAUUUGAAAGAUGCAGGGUUUGCGCAAAUCUGCGAAGGCAUGUACGCAUGGUGUCGUCUGGAAAAACUCAAUGUUUCGAGAUGUGGGAUCACUGUUGUGGGCUGCUUUUAUUUGGCAAAGGUCCUGUGUUCAAUCUCGCAGCUCUACAGCGGGUUGUUGCAGAAGACAGACUGGCAGGCAGUGGAGCUGAAAGAGCUCGAUCUCAGCAUGAACUGCCUCACAGACAGCGGCAUCAAAGAAAUAGCACCCGGCCUGACGAAUCCCUACAGCCACCUCAAAACUCUCAACCUGAGUCACUGCAGCCUGACUGAUCAGUGUUGUACUGAGCUUGCAUCAGGAUUUGCAUCAAACCAAAGCAUCAUCAUUGAGCUGGACCUGUCUGACAAUGACAUUCAAGAUAAAGGUGUAAAGAAACUCUGUGUGGGACUCCGGAGCACUGAGUGUAAACUUGAGAAAUUAUCAUUGAGAACCUGUGGCUUGACCUCAAAAAGCAUUAUGUUCCUGACCUCUGCCCUGAAGUCAAACCCUCUACAUCUGGCAGAGCUGCACCUGAUGGGGAACCGUCUGGAAGAGUCAGGAAUCCAAUUUCUCAUGGAAUUAACAAAGAACCCAAAAUACUCACUGCAUACAAUCGACAUCUCAGCAGAUUGAGGAGACAGGCAGAAAGCAGAGAACCCAGGCUGCUCAAACUGGCUCCGGUUUCCCGCUCCAUGUAGUCAUACACCAUAAGCUUGAUAGUGGGAAGGUCCUAUUAUUAUUAUUAUUAUUAUUACAUAUUCUAACUGCAGUAUAUGAUCCAUCCACUUUUGUUUCAUUUGUUUGGUUUUACCUGCUCCGUUUUAAGAUUACUUUCAGAAGCUACGUGAACAAAAUCAAAGUGUUAAAUAAUUUCAAGAUGUAUAUUUUCUUUUUUAUUAUUACCACUUUAUGUAAUGUAUGUUUUUUUUAUGCCUUAGUAUUAAACCGCACAAUUCAUGUGUACAGCAAAUUAUUUGAAUGUAAAAGA
Scomber japonicus (chub mackerel) is the source of this 3387-nucleotide messenger RNA. RefSeq names its product NACHT, LRR and PYD domains-containing protein 14-like. The record is from RefSeq and is a predicted model, not a curated record. Gene Ontology annotation, molecular function: protein binding. The transcript has 9 exons. The coding region runs from base 159 to 3032 and encodes 957 amino acids. Lineage: Eukaryota; Metazoa; Chordata; Actinopteri; Scombriformes; Scombridae.